Molecule: messenger RNA, 2020 nt
Organism: Sinocyclocheilus rhinocerous
Lineage: Eukaryota; Metazoa; Chordata; Actinopteri; Cypriniformes; Cyprinidae
Product: coiled-coil domain-containing protein 158-like
Exons: 16
Coding region: 405-1904 (499 amino acids)
Source: RefSeq, a predicted model, not a curated record
AUUGCGCCUGUUUGCAAAUUAGCUAGCAAGUUAGGUAGCUUUGGUCAAAUCUUGUUGCAAAUGCAAACAAAAUAAAUUUACCUUCAGUUUAAAACUGGCUGUACUUCCAAUUUAAUUUGUAGCGAAAGCGAAUAUCACGUGUAUACAGGAUGCUUUCUGGCUAUCAAAAAUAAAGCUGAUGACUAUACCACCUGCUGUCCACAACCGGAAGGGUUUCGGCGCGCUAUUUCUCCAGAACAAACAUACUAUACAAGAGCAGCUCAUUACCAGUCAUGACCAGGAGGUGGCGAUAUUGACUGAGAAAUUUUGGCGCUUACAGACUAAUUCCACCAGUCUGCAACUUUUGUUUAGUUACAUUAGAAAACCAGCUGAAAGUUUAUCCUGUUUACACCAGAGAAAGAUAAAUGAGCUGGAGUCAGAGAAACAACAAGUGGGAGAGAAGUCAUCUGCAGGCAUUGUUGAAGCAACAUGAAGUGCAGCAGGUCCAUGUCCAGCUGGAAGAGGUUCAAGGUCUGCUGAAGGUCAUGACGACAGAGGCAGAUGAUCAGAUGAUGAGCGCAGAACUGGAAAAUGUCCUGCAUAUUGUCCCAAAUCACAGCUGCACUGUGGACACGCAACAGUAUUUGACUAACCAGAUCGAGCCGCUCAGAGGGGAGAAUCAGCAACUGAAGGCUGCAUUGAGACAGGCAGAGCUCAGACUCAGCAUAAUGGAAGGAGAGAAGGCCUGUCAGCACGCUGUGCUCUCAGAAAAGAUCUGCAAUGUUGAUCAGCUUAGUUUAGAGAAACAGCAGAUGACCGCUGAGCUGGGAGUGCGGCGUAUGCAGCUUACCCAGCUGAAAGAGGGACAGAAAGCUUUGAAAGAGCUUCUCGGCAGUAAGACCUGUGAGCUGGAACGAGAGAACCUGAAACUCAAGACCCAGCUGAGGACUGUACGGGCUGAGCUGGACCAGGCCAACAGUUCCUUGAGAGCACUGGAGGGAGCUGACGGGCAUGGUCUUAAGAUUGCUCUGGGAAUGCAGAAACAGAUCACUGCUAAAAGGGAGCAGACUGAUUUCCUGCAAAGCCAAAUUCAGCUGCUGGAGGAGAACAUAGAGAAGCUCAAGAUGGAGAAGCACCGUCAGGCAUUACUGGUUAUGACGCAGACACAAGAGCUGUUGUCAGAGAGGGAGAGCAGGAGAAGAUUGGAGUCUGAAGUGGAGGCUCUGUGCUCACAAGAGCGAGAGCUCAAAGACAAAGCUGAGAAACUGGAAGCAGCUUUAUUCAAGACGUCUGACAGUUUUGCUGAAUGCCAAGAAUUUAUUCAGAAGCAGGAGCUAAUGAGACUGAAACUGCAGCAUGCAUUAGAUAUAAAGGAAUUGCAAAGCCAGAACUUGCGUAACAUCUCCAGAUCUCCAGUCAGCAUACAUACUCAUCUUCCCCUCGCUCAGCAUAACGUUAAUGGCCUAAUGGAGAUGAGAGUCUCUGACCCCCUUGUGGAGCUGAAGAGUUUUGUAAGAGAGCUGCGUGGUGGGAUUGCAGAAGAGCAAGGACCACACACUACCUUGAGCUUCAGGAGGAGACCUGAGGAAGACCACAAAUCUAGACAACCGACAGAAACUAGAGGUGCCAAAAGUACCACAAGGUCAAUUGGGAGAAUAACCAGUUACAGUGAGCCAGGGACCUUCAGAACUGCUGAACCUAAUAAGCAUGAUAACAACAGCCCUUUAUCAGAUGACAAUAAUGCAGUAAACCUUGUGACAGGACGCAGGUCUCCUGUGCACCUUCUCCUCACUUCUGAUCUUCCCGCGGACAGAAACUGUUGGCUGAAGAUGGAGCGCCCUGUCAACGCUAAUCAGAUAUCUGCCAACAAUCAAGAUGAGCUCACAGGACAGGCAUCUCAGAAAAUCAAGCUGGACAGGCCGUAGAAGCUAUCUUCAUCUGAAGGAUGAUGACAAUGAUGAAGUGGAGCCUGCGGUGUUUGAGCCUCUGAUCCUGUUCUUCUGUUCAUCCUCAGAGAAGAUAGUGCUGAGAAACUACACAU